AUGCCAUCCGAAUCAUCCUCUUCCGAGAGACGCAAAGCUGAAGAAAAAGCCAAAGCGAAGAAGAAAGAGGAAGAAGAAUUGAAAGCGAAGAGGAAAGCUUACUUGAAGAAAUGCGAUCCGUCAACUGUAGAUGAAUUGAUGACAGGGGACGAGACGGGUAAGAAAUGGUUUGAGGAAGGGAAAUGGAGACCUGGUUGGGCGGAUGUAGAAUUUGACGAAGAUGCAUGUUUAAAGAAUGUAUUGAAAAAUAAAGCUGAUGGGUUCUACGCACCUGCCGGCACUAUAUUACCUCUAGGAGCUCAAAUGCAAGAAAUGACCGUACUGAAGUAUGGAGGCUACUUCCCAGAAGGUACUUCCUUCCCCGGUGGAGUGUCUGUGCCUCUACACGCGAGGAUGGUCAAUUUAUUACCUGAAGAGACCAAACCCAAACACGAUCCCAUAAUCGAUGAGUCUCUGUGUUCCGUGCAGUGA
Kwoniella botswanensis is the source of this 471-nucleotide messenger RNA. RefSeq lists its product as uncharacterized. NCBI's taxonomy places the organism in Eukaryota, Fungi, Basidiomycota, Tremellomycetes, Tremellales, Cryptococcaceae. The transcript has 5 exons. The record is from RefSeq and is a predicted model, not a curated record. Bases 1 to 471 code for a protein of 156 amino acids.